Molecule: messenger RNA, 876 nt
Organism: Leptonychotes weddellii (Weddell seal)
Lineage: Eukaryota; Metazoa; Chordata; Mammalia; Carnivora; Phocidae
Source: RefSeq, a predicted model, not a curated record
AUGGCAUUUAUUCUGUAUCUGAUUGGACAUCUUUUGGCUGCAAAGUACAGUGGGGAAGCUCCUGGCCUUGGAGAAGAGAGGAGGGGAAAAGGGGUGGCUUUUCUGGAUACCACAGAGCUGCCUGCAAGGUCGGUCGAUCUGUCUGCCCUGAACCUGACAGAGCUGGUGAAUGGAAUGCUGAAUAGAGCUUAUUUAAAAGAUACCAAGUUCUUCUCCUUGCUAAGCAUCACUUCCUACAGCUCCUUUGCCUUCCACAAGUUUUCUGUGGCCAUUUACAACAUUUCCAACCUGAAGACUGUGGACACCACCAGAUUCCCCACUCGGUACUGCUACUGUCUGAACAACAGGACCAAUGACUUGUCAGAUUUCACAGCCCUACUGGUGGACGUCAUUGGAAAUUCUACCAGCUACCUCACAGAGAUUUUUAAGUCAACUUCCAUCCUCUCAGGAACUUCCACCCAUGGCACACAGACCCCGAGUCCAACCAAGGCACCGGCCCCGAAAUAUCCACAGACAGGUGACCUUCCUGCGGCAUGGCCAUUUACCCCUGCAGAAGAGCCAGCCCUGGUCCCAGGACCCCACCGAGUCUCAAGGUGUCCUCAGCUGAUCCUCGAAGAGGGGGCCAUCACCACCGCUCCCCUCACCCUGGCCAUCCAGAAGAUCAACCCUUGCCUGAUGGAGCUGUGCCGCUUUUUCCAGCAAUGCCUCUGCAUGAGCCGGAAGAGAGAGGCCAGGACGGAGGCCAUGAGGUACUGUCUUGAAUACUAUUCCUGGUUUCUGAAGAAUGCAACAUACCUCUGUCAGAGGGUGAAAAGGGUGCCCCACUCCCACACCUUAAAACAAAAAUGCCUCCAGAAUAUCUGCCAGUCAGUGUGA